ACAAACGUUUGACUUCAUAAUCAGUCUAAGACACUUAAUAGGAGUUAUAUAAGUGUUAUUCAAACCGCAAAACGUUGUUUUCGGUUUAAAAACCCUACUUCCUCGGAAAAGCCUCGGAAUAUUCCGAGGAAAUUCCGAGGAAAUUCCGAGGAAAAACAAGUGUUCCUUAGAAUUUCCUCGGAAUAUUCAGAGGCUUUUCCGAGGAAACAGAAACCCUAAAAGCAAAGCUCUGAAUCGUCGGAAAAGUCUCGGACUAUGCUGAGGAAAUUCCAAGGAAAUAUGAUUUCCUCGGUAUUUCAUCGGUAUAUUCCGAGGAAACUCAAGGUUUCCUCGGAAUUUCCUCGGAAAUUCAUCGGAAUAUACCGAGGAUCUCAUUUUCCGUCAAAAUGUCCGUCAGAAUUACGCUGUUUUCUUGUAGUGUGAGAGUCUGGAUCGUCACCCAACUUCUCCACCUUCUGUUCAUGACCACCAUCUUGUAUCUUCUUGUAUCUUCAACUCAAAGAUCCUUCCUUUCUUCAUAUCUACUAAGCGUCAAACUUUUGACACCAUUUCAUUUGUAACCGAAUGAGAAUUACUUUUGGCUAAUCUGGCUCGUUGGAGUUAGGUUAGCCAAGUCUCUCCAUACACCUUUGCUUCCAAGGAGAAUCAUCAUCUGGUCCGAUAGAGAACGAUGAGGAACUAAGAACACACGCUAUGGCUUCAUUUUUUAUCUUUUUAUAAAAACUGAAACCGCUUCAGUUUUUAUCUUCUUCUAAAAACUGAAACCGCAUAGUAAUAGUUUCAAAGUUUGGGUUUGAGCUGAGAAGAGAGCUAUGGACUUGCAAAAGCUUCAACCAAGUUGUGAUGAUGAACUGGAUCUGAUACUAUAUAAGAUUUUGUUGAUUAUAAUUUUUUUAUGGCUAUGUGAUCUAAUUUUUUUUUAUCUUUAUAUUCUAUCUAAAAUUAAGAAUUUUAGAAAUGUCAAAUAGGGUCAAUUUGCAUCCAGUAACCCAACCUGCCACAUACUUGAUUUUUGGGUUCGUGUUGACCGGCCUACUUGUACAUAAUUCGCGGGUAAUUUAUUGCUUUUUAUUAUGAAAUGUUGUUACACGUGUCUAAAUAAGAUUGUUUAUAAGUUAUGAAAAUAAACUAUUAAGUAUUUAUGUUGGCGCCCUCUAAUUAUCAAAAUCUUGCUUUAAGAAAAAGAGGGUAGAAGAGUAGUGUCUCAAUCUUCUUCCUCGUCGUUCGUUCCUCGCUGCUCUCUCUAGGGUUCUAUUUUUCCUGCAUGAUAGCUUCUGUUUCUAGGUUAAGUUUCCAUCGUUUUCUUCUUACUCAUCCGAAAUUGAGGUUUUCUAAUUCCUUCUUCUUCUUCUGGGUUUUUUUUCUCAUUCGUCUCUCGAUAAAUGGGUCUUUCUUCGUCGUCGUGGGUUUUGUUUGAAAUGCAAAAAGAAUUUAACUUUGUGUUUACUUUCAAGUUCUUGAAAAUUUGUAAUCUUCUUGACCCUUUACGAAAAGAUCCCAUCUUGACCUUGUUUUUUGAUCCUCUGUUCGUGCUUCUUCGGUUGAUCAGUUUCCAUUUGAUAUCCCUUCUUACCCUUGGUUCAGAAUCAAUCAGUGUCUAGGAUCAUCAGCCAUCUCUUUCCAUAUACAAUGUUCCCUGGCGAAGACCGUUGGUAUUUUUCAAGAGAAGAAAUAGACAAUGACUCACCAUCAAGACGAGAUGGUAUCGAUUUGACGGAAGAAACUAGCCUGCGCAAGGCAUACUGUUCAUUCUUGAAAGAUCUUGGUCGCAGAUUCAAACUUGACCAGGUAACAGUAGCCACUGCUAUGGUAUUCUGUCACAGAUUCUUCCUUCUUCAAUCACACGCAAAGAAUGACAAAUGGGUAAGUUUAGUUGGACCAUGUAGAGAUCAAGCUUUUGGUUUGAAUAAAAGUGCAUUUGAUAAUGUAGUUAGUUCUGAUGCCUUUUGCCUGUUUACGCUUUCACUCCAGAUAAUUGCAGAAGUCUGCAUGUUCCUUUCUGCCAAGGUUGAGUCUACUCCAGUGGAUUUGAAAACCCUCAUUAUUACUUCUGAAGAGAUCUUACACAAGAAGGUUAUUGCAGCUGAGGAGAGACAGGGAGUAUAUGAACACUACAAAGGGAUUGUAUUAAUUGGAGAGAAGCUUGUUCUUUCUACACUCAACUUUGAUCUCAGUGUUGAUCUUCCUUUUGACCUUCUUGUCCAAGCUAUGAAAAAAUUCAUCCUUGACACGGCUACUCAGGGGACAUUUCCUCCAGCUGCAUGGAAAUUUGUCAAAGAUAGUUUCUGGACGACACUCUGCCUACAGUAUCAGCCUCGUCACGUAGCAGCUGGUGCUUUUUUCCUCGCUGCCAUGCACAUAAAAAUGGACGCGAAAUCACAUGGAGAGAGCUGGUGUCAACAUUUUGAUAUCACGCGUCGUCAACUAAAUGAUAUCAGGGGCCAAAUGGGUGAGCUUUAUUAUGGGAAAAAGCCUAUUCCUACAUUUACAGGGAGCAUAGGGGAAACAAGUAACAGUGGAGACGUAGUGCAGCAGCAACCUGUCCCUACGGAUAAUUGUCCAAGCUCUGUAAUUCAAGGAGGCUCAUCGAGUGUCGCUGAUGGUUCACUGCAAGAUCAGUCGUGUCCCGAAGGAGUUGAAAAGGACAGCCCAGACCGUGAAGCUGGAGAUAAUCAAGAAGAAAGUUGAUGUCUGGUCGUUGACUAUGGUGAAAUAGUGGUUUUAGAUUUUUAGGUGGAAGAAGGUUUUGUUCAUGGAGAUAACUAAAAGCUUUAGUGGUAUAUAGUAUACGGUGAGUUUGGGGAAACAACUAUUACAGCAUCCAACACUAGAUGGUUUUAGUUUCAAGAUUUUUGGUUUGGGGUUUUCAUUACUUCGCUUCAUGCUUAACCGUUAGUUUUUAGUCUUAACCAAUUGUAAAUAGUUUACAAAAAAAAAAACAAUUGUAAAUAUAAAUACAAGUUAUGAAAAGAAAAUAUAAAUACAUGUAAAAUGUUCUUUUUCGUUUCUUCAAAAUUACUAAUGAAAUUUAUUGGAUCAUGAUGAUUUUUUUUGUGAACACUCGCAUUUUUUCAUUAAUAUACAUGAGAUGCACACAUACAAUAUAUAUAUAUAUAUAUAUAUAUAUAUAACGUGUGUAUUUGUAUGAUGGAAACGUAUUUUCUUAGAGCUCGCUCUCGUAUGCCAACCAAAUUCAUUAAUUCGUGUAGUUGAUUCAGCCAAUAUAUAUUUUUGAGAGCUCGCUAUUAGUAGAGCCGAUCAAAUUCAUUAAUUCGUGUAGUUGAUUCAGCCGAUACGAUCCGGUUGUAUGUGUUUUGGAUUUCUACAAAAUAAAUCAUCUAUAUUCGCAAAGAUGGAAGACUUUGAAAAGUCAAGAUGUCUUAAGUCUUUGUAUAUUAUGGUAAGUUAAAGGUUGGUCUUUAAUUAAUGGGAAGAUAAUAAUAAUAAAAAAGGUUAUAAAUAGGUAUAAACUAAAAAUGGAAGGAAAUACUCCUUACGUUUCAUUGAAAUAGAUUUUUUAGUAAAAAAAUAUUAUUUCACAAAAAUGUAAUUUUUAUAUUUUCUAUGAAAAAAUUGUAAAUAUUUUAAAAAUUAAUUAAAAUAUUAUUUGUUAAAAGUUAUUGAAAAUUAAUAAUUACAGAAAAUAAUAUAUUUAUAUUUGUUUAAUCUGUUUUUUUAAUAUGUGUGAAAAUACUAAAAAAAUUAUUUUUGUGGAACGGAGGGAGUAUAUGUUUAAAUUUAAUUUUUCCUUAACUUUAGUUUUUGGGAAUUAAGAUGUUCAAAUUUUAAAUUUAUGCGUGUUUUCGGAUGUAACUACUUUUAUUAAUUAAGGAAAAAUCUUAAUAAUUGUUAAUGGAAUAGGAUAUCUAUACUAUACUAAAAGGGGGAUAUAAGCCAUGGAGAGGGUGUCCACAUAGGAUAGAAAAAUCAACCAAUCAGAGAACCCGAAAUUGCCAUAUCAUCUCAUUUAUUUUUCGUAAAAAAUAAAAAAAAACAAUGCGAAGAUGAGAAUCGAACCCAGGUUGGUAUGAUAUAUAUAUAGGACAGUUACCACUAAGCCAUUGACACUUUCUUGGACACAUAUAAAGAACCACUAAGUAUAUAAUCACAAACUUUUAUGUACAUUUACAAUAAUAUGAAUUCAACUUUCAAGACUCCGAUACUUUGUUUUGUAAAAAAAAAAAAGUAAGUGGCUAAGUUAAUAUAUUCUUA
This is a messenger RNA of Brassica rapa (field mustard), 4212 nucleotides long. Its product is annotated as cyclin-T1-2-like. Gene Ontology annotation, biological process: regulation of transcription by RNA polymerase II. NCBI's taxonomy places the organism in Eukaryota, Viridiplantae, Streptophyta, Magnoliopsida, Brassicales, Brassicaceae. Gene Ontology annotation, molecular function: cyclin-dependent protein serine/threonine kinase regulator activity. The record is from RefSeq and is a predicted model, not a curated record.